Molecule: messenger RNA, 240 nt
Organism: Closterium sp. Yama58-4
Lineage: Eukaryota; Viridiplantae; Streptophyta; Zygnematophyceae; Desmidiales; Closteriaceae
Source: the annotation of a GenBank genome assembly
AUGGCGCUGACGGUGGAUGACGCGAUCGCGACGCUGUUCACGCUGACUCAGCAUGACGAGCAGCCGGGCGUGCAGGGCCUCACAUCCACCAUGGUGUACGACGCAUCGUACAGGACGUCGUACACAGAGUACGCGGAGGUGGCGUCGUUCCAGCUGUCCCUGGAGGACGACACUGCCGCCAUCAACCAGCUGCUGACCCUGGAGGACGACACUGCCGCCAUCAACCAGCUGGUGAGGUGA